AUGGCAGCCAACGCUCCCUCCAAACUAAUCCAAGAUAUUUGCACGCAAGCCGUAAAAUUUCAGGCUAAAUAUGAUAACUGUGUCAGUGCUCUUGAAUUGGAUCCUAAAGCUGCCUCAGCAGAUGUCGCCACCCUCGCUAAAAUUAGUAUAAAGUUAGGAAUUUCCAACAUAACGGAUACCCAAAAUUACAUAAAGAAUUUACUUAAGAAUGCCUCAGCUGAAUUACAAAAACCCCUCAAAACUUGUUUGUCAUGGUACGAGGCUGCCACAAAUUCAUUCAAAAGUGCAUUUUUGGAGCUAACUGAAGAUCCUCUUACAGCCAACUAUGAUAGCAAGAUUGCCGGUGAUGAUGUCCAACUAUGUGAAGAUGAAUUGGCAAGGGAGAAGGCUCAAAUUCCAGAAGUUACAACCAGAAGCAACUAUGGAAAGCUUUAUAGUACGAUUUCAUUUCUUGUCACAGACCGUCUUUGA
This is a messenger RNA of Dovyalis caffra, 471 nucleotides long. Lineage: Eukaryota; Viridiplantae; Streptophyta; Magnoliopsida; Malpighiales; Salicaceae. The record is from the annotation of a GenBank genome assembly.